AUGUCAUAUGUGUAUUACAAAGUGAUCAGGAAAUAAUGGUUUAAAAAACUAUCUUAGAGAUGAUCUCCAGCAGUUCCUGAGCGUCCUUGAAUGCAGCAGCAGCAGCAGCAGCACGGUGUCCGGCGCUGAGACUGAUGAAUGGCCGAAGCUCCGCCCCCUGCAGCUCCUGAACGGCGGCACCUCACAGAAACCUGCCAGGUACAUCCAGAAUACCUCAGCACCGACACCUCUGCACCGCUCCUCAGGUAAGAAACCACUUUUAUUACUCUUCUGAUCCGAGUUACAACCUGGAUGUUUGCAUGUCUAAUUGAGAAGAGUAAAAAUAGAUUGUUUUUGAUUUGUAAUUUUUAUCUGCCCUCACUUUGCAAGUUAAAAGAGAUGUUAAAAGAUAGUCCAAAAGUAGCACACUGUUUGUAUUCCUAUGGGUCCUGCACCGGUAUCGUCUCUGUUUGUGGUUAAAGCUUUGAGUUCACUGUAUUUUGCAAAAAGGGACUUAAAAACAGUAAGCCUACUUUAGUAACUUUGCUGAUAAAUUUAGAACUUUAAAACUCAAAAUUUUACACAUUCACCAGUAAGGUGGGACCUUACAGUAAAAUAUCUCUUGCUUUUGCUGACAACCUUUUGAGCUUUUAAGUCAAUUAUCGCCACUGGGCAGAAAUAAAAGUUGAAAUUUAAAGUUUGCACUUGAUUUUUUUAAUUUGCAAUGUAAAAAUGGAAAGCACAGAUAAUACAGAAAAUUAGUCUGCACAGAGUGUCUGUAAAAUAUCCCACUGUUGCUUUACUGUGUGGAACAAUUGUGACCUAAAGUAAGGGGCUAAGAAGAUUUGUGAUUGACUCUUGAGUGGUUUCUUUGGCCUUUAUUGUCCUAAUGGGUUGGAUUAAUGUUAUAAAACUUGUAGAGGUAACUUUACAAUAUAUUCUUUUAAAUAUUUACUGAUGCAAAAUUCAUACAAGUAACAGAAAUGUGACAAUGAUUUCGCCUAAUGCUUGUACAUUUAUGUAAUAUUUUCAGAAACCAGAGUUCACUGGCCUCCUUUGUUCCCAAAUUAGAAAACGACCCAGUUUUGUGUCCUGUUAGAGAAUCACCUGCUAAUCUGUUCCCACUGCAGACACAAGGAACGACUACAGGAGGCCUAAAAGAUUAACUAACCAUGGCUAUUUAGCCCUCUAAUCCUUUGCCUUUCUAAGGCUUGUGUAACUGAUAGGUACAAACGGGCUUUAGCCUACCAAGCGAGCGCUGACCUGAGUCCUGGACAUGCAGCACUUUAUGUAACCAGAGCACAGGGAAAGGUGGGUGACAUCUUAAAGGGUUGUGGUACAGUGAAAGGUGAGGGUCGGCAAGGGACUAAAAACUCUCCUGUUGUGUUCAUGAUCAUACUGGUCUGCAAGAUUUUAGAAACAGUGACAUCUAAAUACAAUCAGACUCAGACUGAUUGAAGAGAAGUUUUGAUGGUGAUCUUUUGCACACCCUGUAAUAAUGAUUUCAGUCCCAGGGUAAUCAUUUAAAGGAGUAGUUUGAUUCAAGUGGGCCAGGUAGUCUCGCUUGUUAAGAAACCAGCCAAGAAAUCAACACAAACGCCAAACUAUAACCUGAUGCAGAUGGGGUCAACAAACUUCAUCCCAAAAUUUAAUGUCAUUGUGAUCGUACGCUCAAGUUGGAAAUAUCCUUGUGCUUUACUUUCCUGUCAGAGUCCAUUUACUGGCAUUAAUCAUGAAUGUGGUCCUAACAUUUUUUGGGAAUUUUCCACAGUGCAUACCCAAGAACGGCUCUAGUAUCCUAGACAUGCGUUUUUUUGAAUUACAUUUUUGGGCUUUUACUGCCUUUAUUGAGAGCAGACAGAGCAGGAAAUGGGAAGAGAGAGCUGGAGUGGCUUGCAGAAAAGGAGCCACAGGCUAGAAUCAAACCUGGACUGACUUAUCCUGUUAUAGGCCUUAUAUUUGUUUUGAUCAUGUCCAGGAGGUGUUUACAUGCACAGAGAAGCCUGGUUAUUCAUAUCCCUGCUGUAUAUCUUACAGCACAAACUAUGACUCAAAUCUGAGAAAAUAGGACCAAUUUCAAAUCGGAGAAUGUUCAAUGUCAAUAUGACACCAAUGCAGAUAUGGUAUGCAGACAGCAAUUAUUUAACACUUAAUCCGGAAAGUAAGGUGCUUUCACUGAGACCACCAGGCUUGUUUCACGGAUACAUUACCACAGCUGCUUUUCAGAGACCCUCAGGGAGCAAAAUCAGUUUCUGUUGCUGGGAUAAGAUGUUUAUAUGCACAAACACAAAAUUAGGACACCUUAAAACCUAGUCAACCUACACCAGGAUUCUUGACUGUUUGUGUAGAUUUAUGCGCCCCCUCUCAUGUGUAGGACAUGGGGUGUGUUUCAGGCAGUUUAUUUCGUGUAUGUCAAUUACCUGGUCUAACACCUACCUCAACACAGUUAGGACAGGGAUCAAAGUUCACAAAAUAGAAAUUGUGAAUCUUGUCAUGGAUGGUCUUUUUUUUUCUUCUUUUGUACUUCACCAAGAGGCAUAAAUGUUCAUUCUAACCUGUUUCAUUACCAGCCAAAAAAUCCUCAUUACCAUAAUCACUUAAAAAACUUAAGCCAUGUUACAAGUCACAUAAUGACGUUAGCUGAGAUCCAAACCUAAACUGUAUGUUUGCUCAGAGCUGUGAUAAUGAUGUUUUAAAAAACACACAAACUGGUGUACCUUAAAUCUUUUGGGGAUUUCAAAACAGCUCUGGGCAGCAACUUUCUACAUUUUGGUUUUUAUAGGACCUUUAUUUUCAUCCAAAUGACAUUGGCUUGUUUUUUCUUCAGGAGUCUACGGCAACGUCAGAGCCGAGAUGGGGCGGAAAGAGAUCAUCUGCAGCUGGAAGAAAAACACAAAUAACAUCAAGGAUGUGUUUGAGUUCAAGGGGAAGAUGGGAUCGUAAGUACUGCGGUUUAAAAUCAUGUUUUCGGAUAGACUAAAGACAAGACCUGUGUUUGCUCUGUGCGUACUGGAGAUUAGUCCCUGAACCGGACUCAUUUGAUGUUUCCGAUAGAUACAGAUAUUGUAGCUUUUAGUAUCGGCUGAUACCAAUAUUGGCACAAACUUGUGCAUGACAAGUUUUGCACUCAGCUGCAAUGUCUUUUUCAGACUUAGUACACACUGUUGUUGUGAUCAAGUGGGCUCUGCUGGAUCCGGAUGCUGCAAGCUAGAGGUGCCGGAGGUCUGGAAUGGACUGCUUGUAUCGGAGUGCUGAUAUCGGAGACUUUAGAUGCAGGCCGAUAUAAUCCAAUAUUUGUUUUUUUGGCUGAUAUCGGAUCGAUAUCUGAUAUCAAUAUCGUAUCAGGACAGCCCCAGUCUGCAGCAGUAAAAUUUGUACUCAAUGUUGAGUUCAGACACCAGUGCUGGAGUUGAUAGUGUUUUCCGAGACUGAUGAGAAGAACCUGAUGAAACUGUGGGCCUGGGGUUCAUGGGGAAGAGGAUCUAAUGUAAAAACUGUGAGAAUAAACUGGAGGAAGCUUGAAUUAAAAAAGAAAGCAAUGUUGUGACAUUCAUGGAGGAGUAAAUACAGUCUGACAUUGCAAGCAAACUUCUUCUCAUUUCAUUAAUUCAUGCGCUCUUGGGUCCUCUCCAUGAUGAAGGAUGAAUGAGGAUGAGGUGAGGAUAAAUGCGCUUGAAGGAGAUGAGGUUCGAAGGCUAUGAAGGCCGUAAAAGCGCUACAGCUUCAUUUUUUCAACAUCUUAGCUCUGAUAGUGGGUAGGUUAAAACUGAUGUAGGAAAUUUGUCUUCAGACAUCCCUUAUCCAACAUUUUCCUUCUUGACUCCAGUUUGAUUCAUUCUUACAGCUUUUUGCAGCUUGUUUAGAUAACUCUUAUUUUAGGAGAGCUGGUGAUGGUUCAGUAACAUGAGGUUGGUUUUCUUUGCUCAGAGGUCUGUGAAUCCAGUGGUGAAACAGUCAGCCGCUGCUCAGAUUGGUCUGCAUGGUGAGGAUAAUCCUUUCAUGAGUUCUCUGAGAUGUUGAUUUGUCAAUGGAGCUUCUUACACCGUCUGUGUAAUCCCCUCACAGCUGAGCCCGCUAAUGAGGGACAUGACAUUGUUAACCUGUUUGAAAAGAGUAAAUAGAUCAGUCAGCUCCAACAUGUUAUAUUUAUAUUUACACUUUGUCAGAGUGAAGACAUAUCUGCAAAAUGUAAAAGCUGCAGUUUGAUAAGUGAAAAAAAACAAUGUUUUCUACUAUGAGCUUUUGUUUUUGUACUUAAAGGGACAUUCCACUAGUUUAACCUGUCAAACUGAAUUCACCAGUCUUGAAAACUGAGUAAAUGCAAAUAAUGUCUUAGACACAACAAAGAAAGGCUUAAUCUUAUUUUAGACUGAGCGACAGAAUGGAAGCAACACCUCAAGGAUUAUCACCAAUAAAGAAAGCAUCAUACCACAUGACCAAGGUGCCGCUUGAACAAAAAAAGCCAAACUUUGCAAUGUUGUAGAUAUUGACCUCAAUUGAAUAAGACUGGGGCUGCUCUUUCAAACUAUAAUUGGUACACAGAAUAAAGUAUGUACUCAAUUAUAUCAUGCUAUGGAGAUGAGAGCUGCAGUAGUUUGAUUUGUAGAGACUUGGUUUAUAACCUGAAGAGUUUCUGGUUACAGCGCUAGAGCAGGUCAAAGUAUGAACAUUUGAAUGGUUACUGGAGAUGAGCCACUUCACCUCUCCUUUAGUGCACAGGUCUGUGUGUAUAUUUCAGCCCCUGGUCAAUAACAGAGUGAAGUAUUCUGCCUCCUCCUCUAAGGAGACAUUAUCAUACAUCUUUGCAGCUGAGCAGAUGCAGUAUAUCUUGCAGUGCGUGCAUGAUUCUGGACCAGGACAGCAAUAUAAGCAUGUUGGCAUGCAAACUACAGUAUGUGACGUACAGUGUUGGGACUACAAAGGAAGCUGUAUGGGAGCUUAUGUGCUUCUUUUUUUAUAACGAGCAGUAUGUUGGAGGUACAGCCGGAGACCAACUAUCUUUUUAUCAUCACAAAACAAAAAUGAUCACCUUUGUUGGACUUCAGGGGCUCUUUAGACCUGACAUAAAGAAUUCAAGUUAAAGUGUUUUCUAUAUCUAGAAAUUGAACCACUACUCACAGCGAUGAUCUGUAACAGGUGUUCAUUCAACUACCUGAAGGUGUCGCGUUCACAGAGCCACUCUGUGGCCUGAAAGCGGCUUAAAGUUCUCAGUCGUUGACUGCCUGUGAAUGAGUCCAUGCGUGCGUGUGUGUGUGUGUGUUUGUGUGCAUGUGUGUGCCUGCAGGUUACUGAGCCGUUACGUCAGAGCAGCAGUGUGAGAACAUCCUAGCACUACUUGAUGAUAGGAUUAGGAGUCUGACUGCCUAUAUUGGUGUGUAGGUGUUCUGAAUGUAUGGGAGGUGUGGUGAUAUAAGCAGGAGCAGGUGUGUGUUUGUACAAACAUGGGGUACAAACGUGUCUGACUCUGAGUCAACACAUCUGUUCCUUUCAAUCUGUACAGUGUGAAUAGUAUUUAGAAAAGAGGCAUAUAAACAAUCUGUCAGAUUAACCCCGUCAUAAUAUCAGCUAUUUUUUUUCUUAUCUUGAACUUUUUUCCUCCAGAAACAUUAUGACUAUUUUAUCGUAUGGAGUUUAAAGGAAGAAAGAAACAAUACUAUAUAUCCAUCAAGCAACUUUUAAAUCAGAAAAUACUUGUUGCCUAAGUGUAACUUUACAUAAAACAUGAUGUUUGAUGAUUGGCGUUUUGCUCCUAUUUGGUGUCUUUAUUUUAGAGUGUAUGACAAAACACCAUUUUGAAACACCGUUCAAAUGUUGGGCUCGGUGGUGAAGUUCAGAAACACUGACCGCCUCUGCGUCUGGGCUGUGGAUCUAAAGACAGAAAUGUCAUGUUGAAUUCCAGCCAACACCAUGUCUGUCUGGGUUACAAGCUGUUACUGUAAAAAAAGCUUGUUUAUGAACUCACUGCUCUUUUAUGCUCCUAAAAUUAAAGGUCGUUGAAUAUACACAGCAAAACUUACAAUACAAAUACAAAACAAGAACUUUAUUAAUCCCCAAACAGCACUUCAUCGAAACCCUCUUCUGAUAAUGAAUCAUCAUUUGUAAGACAUCAUGCCUGCUCCUUUUAAACUUUACAACAAUAUUCAUAAGCAGUUAUGAAUGCUAAUUUUUUACAAUUUUCUUUCAGAAAUUGUAUUUAAUUUUAUUUCAAUUUUUUGUGGUUCAGUAUUUUUAGGCAGAAAGGAUAAUAGCCACAUGUACUCCAUCAAACAACUUUUGAAUCUUAAAAUUGUUAAACCGUUGUUCAGGUGUAAUUUAUCAUGAAACAACAUGUAUGAAAAUAAGCACAGUGAGUCUGUUUUUGUACCUUUAUGUUUAAGUGUGUGACAGAGCCUAAAAACGCACUGACACUCUGAUUCAAACGUUGGCCUCAUUGGUGAAUUAACCCUGACUGCCUCUUGGCUGUAGACGUAAGGACAGAGAUGUCAUGUUGAAUUCCAGCCAACGCCAUCUUGGUCUGUCUGGGUUACAAGCUGUUACUGUAAAGAAAGCCUGUUUAUACACUCACUGCUCUCUUAUGUGCCUUAAAGUGAAGGUCAUUUGAUAUCUGAAUGAUCAUACACUCAGUCAUUUAAGCUCCCAAUAUAUCUCUGAAAAUGUGUCAUUCAUAAAAUACUGCAUGUUUGAACAAACACAAAAAAUAAGAUUCCUAUUAAAUGUCUUGAUCUGCAGGAUUUUUACAAAAAGAUCAAAUUAGACAAAACCUAGAGAAAAAGUAAAUUAAAUAAAAACUUGCAAUGAAGUAGUCCUUUUCUGAUGAUUUCAGCACUCGAGUACAAUCAGUGACAUCUCUUCAUAGUGAUUUUUGAAAAUAAAUAUACUAUGUCUUAUAUGAUUUUGAAGUUUAAUAUGAAUAGCAAAAGUUUGAUAAGUAAAUAUGAACAGUUAAAAAGAAGUGCAUUUUAUGUCUGCAUGUGCCGUUGGGCCAUUGCAAUAAGAAUCCGUACGUCAUAAGUUACACAACAGAGGUGGUUUUAUGGUCUGUAAUGAAGGGGAAACAUGUAUUUACUGAUAUAGGUAGUAGACAUAGAUGAGUUAAAAACAUAUCACAUGGAAAGGAUUUUGAAAGACUAACUCUUGUGUAAACCCAAGCCAAAAAUGACGGCUGUAGAAGUCAUCUUCGGUGCUGGCAGUGGUAUUGAUUGUAUGGUUGUGGUUUUUUGGCAUUUGUGUACCAGUAUCUUCACUUUGACUGUCACUUUGAUUCACGUGUCUCUGUUUUUCGGCAGGGGGACAUUCUCAGAAGUCUACAUGGUGAGAGAAAAGACAACAGGAGAACUGUACGCCCUGAAGUGUCUGAAGAAGAAACACCUUAUUCGCAGCAAUCUGGAAAAUGAAAUCAACGUACUGAGAAGGUAAAAAACAAACACAGCUGCACCAACUCACAUUAACAGAGACGGGCUUUGUUAUUAAGAGUUUAAAGAGAGCAGUAGCACUUUGAGGAUGUUUGGAAACUGAGGAGACCAGUUAAUGGAGUUCUGAAGGUGAAAGGCUGUCCGUUCUUAACUGAUAGAGGAUUUCAGCUGACCACUUUAGCAGAAGCAGGACUCUUCUACUACAGAGCCAUGCUGUUGUAAUCCCUGCAGAAUGUGGUUUGUCAAGGUCUUCUCUAAAAAAGGCAUUGUCUGGAUGGCAGCAGAUGUUGCUCCUAAACUGUAUGUAGUGUUCAGCAUUAAUGGAGUCUUCUAUUACAGCUGCUGCCUUUUAUUGCUAAUGCUAUUUUUGGCCUUAUAUUGGUAGGACGGCUAAAGAGAGAUGGGAAAUAUGGGUAGCAGAUAGCAGUGAAACACAAAAACUUUUAUAAAUUUAAGCAUAAAUCCAGCAUGUCUUUCACCAUUUUUAAUUAAUGACAAGAUUUGUAUGAUUGUCAAACUUUUUGAAAUAAGUUUUAUCAGUUUUAUUGCAACAUCAGCCCAAGACCUUUGUCACUGUGAACUCUCUCUCCUCAUGUUUCAGGAUAAAGCAUGACCAUGUGGUGGGUCUGGAGGAUUUCUAUGAGAGCCGAACACACUAUUACUUGGUCAUGCAAUUGUAAGUGGACUCAAAUGAACAAAUCGUGUUUUUAACAGCCGUUGUUAGUCUGGCACACUUAAACUUUAUAAGUCUCUGAUCUUGUCCUGAGUGUUUGGUAACCAUAAAAAAUCAGCCACUAAUCUCCUAAUCUGAGUUUGUAAAAUUUAUUGCACAGAAUCUUCCUCUCAUCCAAUAGCAUACUCAGCUAAAUUAGGAGUAAAUGCUUAGCUGUCCUAUCUUUCACUGCCACGCAGUGUUAGCUAACAUGUUGGAUGCUGGUAUUAGCUUAGUAUUAGAUCUCAGCACUCUGUCUGUCUGGAACCAACAUUCAGCAAAUAGAGUAUAAAAUGCAAUAAUACUGCAACAUCAUGACAAAAAUCUGUGGGUGGAUAAAUUGAUAAGCAACAAAAAAAAACUAAGUUUGUAAUCCUGGAAUGAGUUUCUAUGAUGGUAAAUAAGACUAAUACUGAAUUAGAUCAGAGUCCACAUUUAAGUCUGUUCAUUCCUCUGUAUAACCAUCCUCAAGGGAAUUUCAUUUUAAACUACUUACAUGGAUUUAUGGAAGAUGGCUGUAUGGAUAAGAGAUAGAUUGAUUGAUGCAUAUAUUGAUUAAAUGAAUGGAUGAAUGAAUGGAAGCAUGAAUAGAUUGAUGGAUUGCUGGCUGGCUGGAUGCAUAUGAAAGGAUGUUUGUAUGUCUUGGAUAGAUAGAUGGAUUGAUGCAUGUAUGUAGGUACGUAUGUAUAUACAGUAUAUAUGAUAGAUAGAUGGUUAGAUGGUUGAUACAUGCAUGGAUGGUUUAAUUGAUGCAUCCAUAGAUGGAUGGAUGGAUGGUGGAUGGAUGUUUACAUGGGUAGAUAUAUGGAUGCAUAUAUGCAUAUAUGUAUGUAUGGAUGGAUGAAUAGAUGCAUCCAUAAAUAAAAGGAAACCUGCAUGCAUGGAUGCACCCAUCAAUGGGUGGAUGGAUGGAUGUAUGAACUGACUCAUGAAUGGCUCCAAGUAUUUUAUCAUGUGAUGUUCUAUAUCCAAAAAUCUAAAGCAGCUGCUUCCAUCCUCAAGUUUCAUAUCACCUUAAUGACUUUAUUGCAAGAGCUCAUAUCAUAUUUCAUUGAAUAUAAGUUCAGAUUGAUUUAAUAUGUUAGGAAAGGAACCACCUGAUCUAAAAUAACUCACUUGAACUGAAAUGUCAGGCAGUGAGAAGCAUAACUGAUUUCCUGUUGUUCAUCUGUGUGUUUGCAGGGUUUCAGGUGGGGAGCUGUUUGAUCGUAUUUUAGACAAGGGGGUUUACACUGAGAAGGAUGCCAGCAGAGUGAUCAGACAGGUGCUGGAGGCUGUCGGCUACCUGCAUGAAAACAGCAUCGUACACAGAGACCUUAAGGUAAAACACACGCACAAACACAGAAACACAAACAUGCAAACUGACACUUUACACCUCAUAUUUUACACUUUUGUUUUGAGUAACCUGGGAUGUGCUACACUUGUCAAAGAGUAGUUUAAGAUAUUUUUGGCCCUUAAUCGUCAUGUUUAAGAUGGCUUCAAAUCAUGGUUUAUCUUUAAGAGUAUUAUUCUUAAUUUUAUUUUCUUUUUGAUUAGAUUUUAUGACGACUAGUUUUGCGUGCUGUUUGUGUUUUAUGUUCCACCAAAUUGCAAUGAGCCGUGUGUCUAUUAUCAAAGGUGUUUUUUCUUCAAGGGAUGAUUAAGUAUAUGCCAUUUAGUUUAUUUCUCUCUCUGUAUCUCUGUGCAGCCUGAGAACUUGCUUUACUAUAACAUGGAUGAGAAUGCAAAGAUCAUGAUCAGUGACUUCGGUCUGUCUAAAACACUGGAGCACGGUGUGAUGUCCACGGCCUGCGGUACGCCAGGAUAUGUAGGUGGGUAAACCAGGACACCUUUAUUCUUACAGUUUUCCUGCAGUUUUUGUCUGAAUUAAUUUGUAGAUUUAGAAUCAAAAGAAUGUUUUUCUCUUUAGUAGAUCUUUUCAAUCAAAAUGUUUUUAGUUGGUGUGUUUGUAGUGGCACGUGUAAAGAUGUAAAGCCAGUGAGAUACUUGCCCAGAGAAAAACAGAGUGGGAUAGUUUGAUAUGGUAAAGUUGUGUAUAUUUUUCCAGCCCCUGAAGUUUUGGCGCAGAGACCCUACAGCAAAGCAGUGGACUGCUGGUCCAUUGGAGUCAUCACUUAUAUUCUGUGAGUACCUUCCUGAUGAACCAAGACUUUAUAAGAUGAAGCAAUUUGAGAUUCUAUAGUUAUCACAAACUGGAGUGUUGAGAUUGUUUACUUGCCCUGGAGAUGAUCUUGUACAUAUCCUAAGUUUUCGGUUUAAAAUGAUAUAAUACAUUGUAUGGUUAUUUCUAAAAUAGAUGUAUAGUUCUUUGGAAUAGGGACAAAAACACGGAAAAGCUGAUGAAGUAGCCCUGAAAUGUUUUGAUGAAGGGGAGUAACAAAGCUGAGCUGAUUAUGUUUGCUGUUCCCGUGUCACAGCCUCUGUGGGUAUCCUCCGUUUUUCGAAGACAACGAGACUCGUCUGUUCUCAAAGAUCAUGAGAGCGGAGUACGCGUUUCAUUCACCAUUCUGGGAUGAUGUCUCUGAGUCAGGUAAGAAAAUAUCAGCAAAGCAUUUCAUGUUUUCCAUUAAGGAUUUGUCUACAUUCUUCUUUUUCAAGUUAAAGUCACAUUACAACAUUGCUGCUAUAUUUUCAUGCCAAUAACUAAUUCACUGAGUACCCGCAGUCGUGUUUUUGAAACAAGGAUGCUGCCGGGGUUGAUCUAGAUCUACAUUUACAAAGACCAACAUUAAGAUGGGAUAAGAUUGAGUCCCUUUUUGUAAGAUCAGACCUGCUCUGAUCCCAUCUUAACCCACCAUGAGUGAAACACAGAGUGAAGCAUUUAUCAAGUGGCAGUGGAGAGGAAAAACUUUCCUCAACAGGCAGAGACCUCGAGCAGAAUCAGACUCCUGUUAGACAGUCAUUUGACAAAAAUAGAUUUGACAUAAUAGUAAAUAAUGUUACCUAAUUUUUAAUUUGCCUGAGGGAACCUUCCCAAAAGGAUCAAUAAAGUUUAUCUAAUCUAAUCCAAUUUAACAAUAACAAACCUAAUCCCUGGAUUUGAAAGGAUGAGGUUGGCAGGCAUCUGGACUUUCUGUAUUGUCACAGAAUCUAAAAACUUGGUUUGUUGUUUGCACUGAAAGGCUAUAAACUCGUUCCCUGAAUUGUCUGUAUUUAAGAAAUUUCUAAAUUAGAGAGCUGCAUCGGGGUUGGGAUCCUGCUAGACCCAGUGCAAAUAUGAGACAAACAAUCAUAGCGAGCUCUUGUUCGAAGUGAAAGUACACAUUACAGCAGAAACUACAUGGAAAAGUCAAUAAGACCAAAGUUAUUUUUCAUAUGUAUACUGUAUGUAAAUGAAUAACAAGUAUAAAUGGUCAGACUUGGCCCAGGUGCAGGCUGAUUUGUUCAUGUUUAUUGCGAGAGCAGAUUGUAACAGUCAGAAAACAAGUCAAAGUGGUAUUAAGAAAACACUCCCACACAGGGCUCUACUCCAAAUUCACUCAAUACGAAUCCACGACACACAUUUUAAGGGUUAGAUAACACUGUUGCAUAAAAGUUUUGUUUGAGGGCAUGUUGUUAAACUUCAGUCAUAUAUGGAAAGGAUGAUGCCCAUCAUUUUUAAAGAUAGCGAGUAGAAAUUGUGAACGUUUUCUUAACCUGGAAAGGGGUGAAAAUACUGUUAUCCAAUGCAGUUGUUGGACCAGCACUUUGUCAGAAUAUUGUGACAUUAUGUAAAGAGCCAAAUGUCAAAUGGUUGGCGCUGGCAUUUUAAGUGACUUUGCAUGAGCUGUAGAUAGAAAUUGAAACACAAUCAGCUGAUCGUGAUGUUUCGUCCAAGUUUCUGCACCUUUUUCGUGGAUGUUUGUGUUUUACAUCAGCUGUUUCUUUCACUGUAAGCUUCUCUGUUUUCUACGACACUUGGACAUAAGACACAACAGUUGGCCAAAUAAGGCGCCAUGUUUAAAGAUCAUACCCUGGUUGAGUCUUUGUUCAUUGACGAUCGUUGGGUAGAUUUUUAUGUCAUAAUCUCAGCUAAAAAGAGAGCGUCUGUGUUAUUGGUGCAAAAAGGCUGCUGUCAUAAAUGUGACCUAAAGUGAGUCAUUAGUACUUUGGUAAACAAUCAUGGUAGCUAAGUUUAGACCCGGAUUAGUUAUCCGUUGACCUUAACUUUAUCUAGGCCAUUACAUCAUCUCUUCCAGGAAAGCUCCAGCGGUGUGACCUGUUUAGAUUAAGUCAUACAUGGUUACUGCCCAAACUAAAUGGGGAAAGUUAAAUUCUCUCCUGCCUGAGGUAUUUAAGUAGGAGGCAUUAAGCUAAAGACUUCUUAACCCAAUGAGAACAUGUGGGAUUUAACUACUUCUUUGAGAGACCUGAAUAAAAGUGCAGAAAUAAACAGGAUCUAAAAACUUCUGGAAGACAAUGCUGUAUUGAACGAUAAGCAAUACAUCAAAAGACAAACUUAUUAUGAGCUUAGUGUAGUAAACUAGUGUUACACAGGUCUCAUUUAAAAGAAAUGAUCAAUCCUCUAUAAGAAGUGGACAAUCUUUGACUCACAAAGCUUCACAACCAGCAGAGUAGUCAGGGCUUAUAAAGAUUGUGCAAAUCAGCCCAAUAUGAAAAUGGUUCCAAGUUCUCGAUAUCCAGGCUUGGUGCUCAACCUGCUUGAAAUGUUCAGCAUUGCAGGCCCAGCCUCUGAAGUUCCUGAACCUUUGGACAGUACACCUUCUGGACAGGGCCUAAAUUGAGACCCCGAUUCCUAGUACAGAAAAGCUCAGAGUUUGUCAAAAAGCUCCUAGUUCUUGAGGGAAGUUCCUGCUGGGGAAAGGACCUCGGAUUUGUUAAUAGCAUUGAUAGCUGUGAGAUUCAACCUGAUACUUAUUUUGUAAAUGAGGGUACAUUUAUAAGAAGUUGUGAGGAUAUCUGCCACAAAAGACUUUCUUAUUUUACAGAUAUCUGUGACACUGCUGCCUUCUGUUAUGAAUCCAGACGGUUAAAUGAUUUAACCCCAACCCCUCUCAAACAUAAUGUUCUAGCUUCAUCUGGUCCAGUUUUUGGCAUCAUUCCUCAUCCUCUUCUGAAUUCACAUUUGGCAGGAUGAAUCUCUUAUUUGUAUGUUUGAAGCAAUGAUCAGGAAAUUUGAGGUUGACUUGUAGAGGAGUCACAAGUACCCGUACAAUUCAGUACAUAUAAAGAUAAGGCAUACUGUAUCAUAAUAGUAUCAUCAUAUUAUGUCUCAACAGCCAAAGACUUCAUUAGAAAUAUGAUGGAGAAGAACCCCAAGAAACGUUUCCUCACUGAACAGGCGCUCAGACACCCGUGGUGAGUAACCUCUCCUUCACACUCACUGUUAUGUAAUAUUGUCUAUAUGUGUCAAACUAAUCGGUGUUAUUAUUUUGGCUGCAGGAUCGCUGAGAACACCGCUAAGGACAUUGACCUUUAUCAGUCUGUCUGUGAACAGUUGGAGAAAAACUUUGCCAAAUCGAAGUGGAAGGUAGGUGACACUUUCAUAUCACAACUUCCUCAUCUUUGGUUGAUUUUUAACUAUUUUUAUCAAGCUGACAUAACUUUUUAACAUAAACAAAGACCAUGAUCACACUACUCUCUUUGGAGCAGAGAAGGCAGUGUCCAAGAUUUCCAAAAAGAAUGUCCAUGUUUUUCAUUCUGUCUUCUGGGUUGCAGAAUUCUUGGGCAUUUCUGGAUCAUGAUUCAGAUCUUGAUUCACGGUCCAGUUUUAGACUACUUCAUUGGUUGUAGUUAAUUGUCUUCACAGCUUUUUGGAAGUGAUUUUGAGCUCCCUGCAGCAACUGCCACUGUAGAGUCAUGUCUAUUUUAAUGCGAUGCCACAAAAACGCUGUAAGAUCACCGCCAUCAACUCUUGGUUAUUCAUAUUUCUCUCUGGAUCUUUUAUCAAAUACUGCAAAUGUUUGCAGUUUAAGUAGCAUUUGACACCCAUAUAACUCCAAUUACAAUGACUUGGUUCACCAUUCAAACGCAGUAUUUCAUGACGGUAACGGCUUAUCAUAAAAAAGAAAGUGAAAUGUUAUUGUAAUAAAAGACAGAAGUGUAAUGUGGUUUACAGGAAUUGUCAUUACAAUACUCUGUCUUUGUUCUGAAUUUUCCAACAACAGCAAGCGUUCAAUGCAGCCACAGCGAUCCAUCACAUGAAGAAACUGUCUCAGAGCGAUUCCUCGCCCUCCCCCUGCUCCACGCCAGAUGCAAUUGUGCGGUCACCCUCUCAGGAAGACCUUGAGGGGCUGGAAACCUGCUUUGAUGAGGCUGAUGUUCUUGAUCCGAAUGGGAAUCCUUUUGUACAGAGCACUAAGCCUGAUCUCACAGAUGAUGACUCAAGGGAAGUCAGCUCAGGGAGCGACGAUUCGUUGAGGCCAACGAGGUGAGCAGUGGUGUAAUGCUGUAGCUACUGGAAAAAAAUCAUCUUAGAUUGGAAAAAAAUAAUGAAGAUGUCUUAACAAAAUGCAGUUAUUUAUAGUUAUAUAGAUAAAAUAAGUCAAAGUGGUCUAAUUAAUACUGAAAUAAAGCAUUAGUCAUGAAUAAAUGUGGAUUGCAUCAUUAAUCCCUGCUGCUCAUGCUAAACCAAUGAUGUAAUCACUCUGGCAUUAUUUAAUGAGUUCACCCUUAGUAUAUCAUCAAUUAAGGAACCGAAAUGAAUUUCCCUUUGGGGAAAAAUAAAGUCCCUGUAUUGUGUUGUAAUGUACAGCUCCUUCACACAUUAGUUGGUUCAAACAAUGCUGCCCAGGCAUACAAAAUAAUUUUAGGACCGUGACAUUGAUUCAGUGGCAAAGCUACUCUCAAUUAAAUAUAGAGCUUACAUAAUUUGCAAACCACCAAGAAUGUAGAUUUUUUAAAGGAUGUUAUUGGGGAUUUUUUUCCCUUCAUUGGAUAGUACAGAUGAAGAAAGUUAGUAGAGGAAUGGGGAAGACAUGUAGCAAAGGAUCAUGGCCAGGCAUAGAACCAGCAACCAUUGUGAAGAGGACUAUAGCCUUUACACCUAGGAGGCUUAGACUCUUCGAUGGCACCCCCAAAAAUCUGUUUUUAUCAACACAGUACUCAGCUUUGCGAUGUGUUUGGAAGUGGGAUUGAACUUCAAGAAACACUUACUGCAUAGGUGUAGACCAUAGACUGUAUAUAUAAUGGAUGCCGUCUGCUUCCUCACUGGGUGAAACCACCCCGAGAACAGCACCCUCUGGUGACAGGCUGCAGUAUAGGUCAUAAAUCCCGCCUCCUCUAGCAAUCCCUAUGGAGCUGUGGACAAACUUUAGAAAUUUAUACAAAGAAUAUAAAUUUUUCUCCCCUCCUGCUUGCGAUGUUGACAUGUAGUUACUGUAAGACUGGUUUGUGCUCAAGUCCUUUUUUUUUCUGUACAGCUCCAUUUUUAAAAGUUAUUAGGGGGUUCAUGUUUUCCAUGAUUGACACUUGAUACAGCCUACGGGCUUGCGCAGCUCACCUAUUUGAGCCAAGCGUCAUCACAGCGACUCUCCCACCGAAUGCGUACAAUGCUUCUACGCAAGUGGUGGAGUGCGGACAAUGCUACUGCGCAAUGUUGGUUUCAGGAAGUGGAGAAAAAAAUCCCGAAAUACUGAGAGCUUUUUUGGUUCAAAUUCGUAUACUGGCGGAAGGCGGAACCAAUUUGUCCACAGAAUAUACAGUCUAUGGUGUAGACGUUAGCGUGAGUGUGAAGCAGCAACAACACAUUCCUUUAAGACUUAAGUUGUGUCAACUGCAUCCUCUGUAUGAUUCUUGUCCUUCCAAACAUAGAUUAAAUAUACAAGAAAUGCAGUUUGCCAUGUAUAAUCUGCUCUUUUUCACCAUGUGACAUCCGUCAUCAUUGACUGAUUGAGAUGUUUCCUUGUUUUGUGUUGUGUUGCAGCAUGAAUGCUGUGGCUGAGAGGAAGGGCCAACAUAUCCAGUCUGGAGUGUGUUCUGUCAUGUGAUUGGCUGGCUGACCUGAGUUGAACCCAUGCAGGUAAACAGAUGUCUCCAUCUUAGUCUGGGGAGAGGUGUUGAUUGCUCUAACAGGAUUUAAAAAGUCCUAUUGUUUGUUUUUUGACUCCCUCUCCUCUAUUUUCAGUUAAUCUCCUGGAUGUGUGACACUCAUCCGUCUUGGUAUGAAGACGUCAGCACAUCUUUCAGCUCAGCGUUUUGACAUCUAUUGUGGUUCUCGGUCUUAACAAACACCAUGGAUGGACAUAAACAGUAUCUCUGCUGUAAUAAAUGUCUAUCUCACUGCAGUUAGAACCACAUAGACUCAGGAAAAGAAGGAAUUCAGUCUAAAAUGCAGUUCAAAAGAUGUUUGUCUUUUCAUAAUACCGUUAAUUAAUUUAUAUUAUGUUGAGAGUUUAAAAAAAUACCCCAUUACAUUGUGUAUAUAAACAUGUAUUUAUUUUCCAUAGAUGUAGCUGACAUUGUGAAUACACUGUGAAAGCUAUUUGAGUUUUUUUAAGGUAUUCUGAGAUUAACCUGGCUGUACAUGAUCAUAUGAAUGCUCUGUAUUUCUUCGUCAAGUUACGGUCUUUGUAUAAACUGUUGGACACUGUGAUACUUUACUCGUUACUCAGAGGUGGAGUCACGGACUCGCAGUGACUACAGGUCUGCUGUGUCUUCUGUGACAUGCUCAUAAGCUGCUGUCUUGUUAAAAAACUGAACUCAUUAAGUGCCACAAACUGAUGUGAAGAUGUUGUAAAUACUGGUGAUGUCAUGCAUUAUAUUAAAUUCACAAACAUAGUGAGAGACAUGAUUUUUUUUUUUCUUUUUUGUAUGGAUUUAUUGUUUUCUGAAGUAGUCCUCCAGUUGGGUUUUGUUGGGUUGUGUGAUUGCAACAACUCUGGACUCUUAUACUCUCAUAAAUCAUUACACAGGAAUCAAAGUAUUAAGAAACUUUUAUUUAAAUACUGUGGAUUCUGCACAAACGACAGACAAAUAAAUAAUGUAACAUUCACCCUUUCAGCAUUUCUGACAAAUAAAACAAUCUGGUGCAACAUUCA
Messenger RNA from Xyrichtys novacula (pearly razorfish), 17081 nucleotides. Lineage: Eukaryota; Metazoa; Chordata; Actinopteri; Labriformes; Labridae. The record is from the annotation of a GenBank genome assembly.